AUGCCUGCCAAAGUGGACGAAGUCUCAACUACAGUUUCUUCAAUUGGGCAAGAUGCGCGUGCGCAAACGGAGUGGUUUGACCGUUGGGCUUCACAGAUGAAUGCAAAAAGUGCGCAGUGGGAGUUGCUCCGUGGAGGCAAAUGGGUUCCGUUCGGCCUGGGUCUCUGCGCCAAGCUUGCAGGCGCUCUUCAACGAGGCGACAGCACGCUUCAAUACGUGGCCAGCAAUGGUCAGGAACACAUGUUCAAUUUCCAAACCAUGGAGCAGAUCAACGUAGCCACCGGCAAAGCAAGAUCCAUGCGACGAGUCCUGUGGGAGAUCGAGCUGGAUUUGGGGUGGGUUCUGGUGGAAGACGAUUUAGCACUUCAGUUGCAGACGCACGAGCUCCAAGACGCGCUAGAAUUUGAGUACUUUGCCAGAGGUAUGACCUACACCAUAAACAUAUGGGGGGCGUACCAGCUCAACAAGGAUCUGGGCACCAAGCGUGCCUUGCGCAAAGUGUCGCUGGAGGAAACGCCACCCAAGAUGAAUCGGCAGCAGCUUCGCACGGCCUUGGAGGACGACUUUCCUCAGUUUACCUGUGCAGUGCGCCAGUGGCUGAAGAUGAGGUGGCCAUGGCAGCUGCUCGGUGACUGUGCUAUAGAUGCAUCACAGUUUGUUGAGACGGGAUUGGCUGAUGAGAUUGCUUCUGGAUUGGAGGGGAUACAAGAUGGUCCCCCGCAGCUGGGAGACAUUCUCCAGAACAUCCUCUGGUUCGACUAUGUGGAUUCUUCCAAGCAGGAGAAGUUGACACAAAGUCAGGCUGACGCUUUCAAAGAAACACUAGUGGUCAAAGCGAUCAUUCAGGAGGCUCGCUGGCGAUGGGGCCAAGCAGGAGCAGAGGAUGCUGUCAGCGCGCUCUGGGCGGAUUUGGGCCUGAAAGCAACCGUGAGCAAGCUUGAGUUUCUCGUGGCAGGUGGUUUGGGCGACGAGCUCUCUCAGGUUCUGACUUCCAGUUGUGAAAGCGUGGAUGAUUGGAUAAUGCAGCACAAGCUGCCGCUGUGGGAAGGCCAGGAGUGUGCUCUGUGUUUCUCUCCCAUCGGCCAAGAAGAUGCGGGCCGACGCAUGCGGUGUGGCUGCUGGCUACAUUUUGAAUGUUUGGGUCAUGGGCUGCAGGUCCUGAUUAAUGAGCACACUGUGGAUGAUACGCGCAUGAGUACCUGUCCAGCUGGCUGCGGCCGGCCGCUGGGGCGCAUCAUCCCUCCUGGUGUCAUCCACAGGGCUGUGGGUGAUCAGCUCUUCUCCAAGUACCUGGACUUGCGUGUAGAGGUCCAGUGGCAGAAGGAAGCCAUGGAUUCGGGAAAGCUUGUUGCCAAAUGUCCUGGCUGCAGCUUUCUGGUCCUCUGCAACGAACAGGAGGAGAUGUACUCCAUCAAGUGCUUGCGGAAAGGUUGUGUUGUGGAUCGCUUCUGCGCGCUCUGUGGCAUGGCACAACAUCGACCCCCCUGGACAUGUAAAGAGUAUGAGGAGAGAGUUUUCUACAAGGACGCCGUCCCGAAGGUAUGCAGAAAGAUUGAGGAGGCCCUGGUAGAAGCGCUGCACAGGCGUUGCCCUGGAUGCUUGGUGCCAACAGAAAGGACGGACGCGUGCUGCCACAUGACGUGUUCCCACUGCAGAACAGAAUUCAGUUGGGUGUGUGGGAUGGAAUAUGCCCUCUGCCGCCGUGAGCAUUCCUGCCUGAACGGGGCUAUCUAUUUACACUCCAUGCCAAAGCUUGUGGAACUUUUGGCGUCACGUGGUCUUCCAGCAACGGAUCAAAAUGGAAGCGAUAUUUUUCUGGAGCUGCGCUGCAUCUAUCUGCUCUCACAAGUCCGUCACGAUGUUGGGGAACAAACCUGGAACCGCACGCGUGUCGAGCACCCCGAACUUCUAACUGAUGUCAUCCGGAGUUCGUGGAGCAUUCCGUGGAAUGAAAUUGGCAAUGUCAAGCGCCUGACUAAACUAUUGCCUUACGCCUUUCCGCCACUAGGCCAUGACAGAGAUGGCGUCAGGGAGAGACCUGCGCUCCUCACUGUGCUGGAUGAAGUCCUCUGA
This is a messenger RNA of Symbiodinium pilosum, 2073 nucleotides long. NCBI's taxonomy places the organism in Eukaryota, Dinophyceae, Suessiales, Symbiodiniaceae. The record is from the annotation of a GenBank genome assembly.